AUGAAGGAUCUGACGGGCUUUCGUGGACUCGUACUGGUCCUUCUUCUGAGUUCUUCUCAACAGUCUCAGGUAAAGGUACAGGUGCUGCCUCCACAGGUAAGCUGCUCAGAGAUUAAGUCUCUGUCACCACAAGCAUCCAGUGGGGUUUAUACUAUCCAGCCUGAGGGCACCAACACUCCAUUUCAGGUGUACUGCGAGAUGCUUUCGGAUGGAGGCUGGACAGUUUUUCAGAGACGUACCGGAGAACCUCUGUCCUUCGAAAAAAAUUGGGAAAACUAUAAAAAUGGUUUUGGAUACCCAGCAAAUGAUCACUGGCUCGGUUUGGAGAAGGUUUACCUUCUGACUGAGAAGAAGAGCAUAACCCUGAGAGUGAAGCUGUGGGACUUUGAAGGUGGUUCUGCUUUUGCCGAGUACGAGAACUUCAGACUGGGAGAUGAAGGAACAGCUUACGAACUGCAUGUGGGGGAAUACAGGGGAAAUGCAGGUGAUGCCAUCCGUGGAGCCUAUCCAGGUGUUGACCAAAAUGGCUACGGCUUCAGCACCGUCGACCGUGACAAUGACGGGUGCAACCCAUGCAUCUUUGGCGACAUUGCUACUCAUCAGUGUGUUGAUACGAAGCGCAGUGGUUGGUGGUUUAGCAAGUGUGGCUCUGCAGACCUAAACGGUCAUUGGAAUCCUUCUGGUGACCACAUUGGUGUGGCUUCAGGCCUCCACUGGGAAACCUGGAAAUCCUGGGAAUCUCUCGCAGCCUCCAGAAUGAUGAUCAAGUCUUAUUGA
Molecule: messenger RNA, 777 nt
Organism: Cololabis saira (Pacific saury)
Lineage: Eukaryota; Metazoa; Chordata; Actinopteri; Beloniformes; Belonidae
Product: fibrinogen-like protein 1
Exons: 5
Coding region: 1-777 (258 amino acids)
Biological process (GO): Tie signaling pathway; angiogenesis
Molecular function (GO): receptor tyrosine kinase binding
Source: RefSeq, a predicted model, not a curated record